GCCCAAUACAACUGACCAAUCAAAAUUAGUGAACGCACUGCAUCUCUCUGCAGUGGAGAGAAGCGACAAGGUAGGCUGUCAUUCUGCAAAAGCUGCUCAGAACUGGCUUUCCUCUGAAAAGCAGUGCCAUUCCUUUUUAGAGACUGAAUCUAAAUGUUGUCUCUGGAGACAAGAAGCCUUCAGUAUGUUCAAUUACUUCAUUACGUUUUUCAGACGCUUAUUGAUUCCACAGUAGGAAGAGUGAGAGACUGCAGCAGCCUCUCGGCAGCACCACACGUCCCAUACAUUAGCAGGACCGCUGAGACAAUGGCACAGUACAGACACAUAUUUUCAUUAAAGUCUUUUCUGAAGAGAUGUUUAUGACCCUCUUCCCCCAGUCCUCUGCUAACAAGUGAACAAAAUGAAUCAAUCAAAACUGGAAACGCUUCAACUACAUCAGGAAUGUAUCAAAUCUUUAGCGGAGGGCCCACAGCAGCUAAUUCAGUAUUUACAAGUGACAAUAUGAAGAAUGCAUCUGAUCAAACACCUCUAUAGCUGCCUGAACCAAAAACUGCAGGAUAUUCUUCUGACACAUGAAUUUAAGACAUUAAGGAGUUAAAACCAGAAAAUACACGUCCACAUUACUGCUGGGAUAUAACACAUGGACAGCAAUCAUCCUAAGAAGAUGCUAUAUAAAAUAGACACAAAAAGAAAAACAAUUUAACUGCGAAAGCCUGAGAACAAAAUGGUGAGCAUUUUUAAAAGGGGAGUUUAUACUUUAACAUACCGGGAUUGUGGAGCUGUUUCCUGAAGAAACAAUGAGGCAUGGAAUGCCCAAAAGAGAAUGCCAUAUAUUAGCAGCAAGCUAAAUAAAGCUUUAUCAUGUAUUUUCUGCACUAAAUAUUCAGAUAUUCAUAGCACUUGAUAUUACUAAAGGAUUUUUUCAUCUGAGUUUUAGGACUAUGUAUCCUCUUCUAAUGAAAAAAAAUCAAAUUAAAUAGCAGAUGGUUUUUAUCAAAAGAACAUGGACUGGAUUUAUAAUACAAAGCAAGUUAUGUGACCAAGAAAUCAUUUCAAACUAAUGAGGACUGCUAUAGAUACAGAUUUACAUUUGUAACAGAAGGAUGUCGAAAUACAUUUUAGAAGCUAGAAACCGUAUGUCUCCUUUUUUGUUUUCACAUGUUCUGGAAAAUAAAGAGACACUAUCAUAUAUUCCCUCAAAGGGAAACACAAUUCCUAUAAUUUGAGGAAGUUUCUCUUGGUCGUGACUUUUUAAGGCAAAACAAACACAGAUAUUUUGUACUGGUCUUUAGAAAUCCAUCAGCCAACUAAAUCUCACAAUUCAUGCAGUUUGAAGUAUUGGAGAGAAAAUGAAAGAAUUUCUACAAGACAUGAAAUAAAACACAGCUACUUCACUGUUGUCAGGUAAAAAUUCAUGUCAAAAUCUGUCAAUGACAUCAUGAAUCAAUUUGUGAAAACCUGCUAUAGUGAGCCAAAAGGCCAAUAAGGCAACAGCAAACAGGAAAAACACCAACUGCUCCAAAAGAAUGUGUUUUUCUCCCAUUCUGGAAAUCAACAUGCAGUCUGAAUCUAACAUUACAGUGCGAGAUGACAUUGAUGACAUCAACACCAAUAUGUACCAACCACUAUCAUAUCCAUUAAGCUUUCAAGUGUCUCUCACCGGAUUUCUUAUGUUAGAAAUUGUGUUGGGACUUGGCAGCAACCUUACCGUAUUGGUACUUUACUGCAUGAAAUCCAACUUAAUCAACUCUGUCAGUAACAUUAUUACAAUGAAUCUUCAUGUACUUGAUGUAAUAAUUUGUGUGGGAUGUAUUCCUCUAACUAUAGUUAUCCUUCUGCUUUCACUGGAGAGUAACACUGCUCUCAUCUGCUGUUUCCAUGAGGCCUGUGUAUCUUUUGCAAGUGUCUCAACAGCAAUCAACGUUUUUGCUAUCACUUUGGACAGAUAUGACAUCUCUGUAAAACCUGCAAACCGAAUUCUGACAAUGGGCAGAGCUGUAAUGCUAAUGAUAUCCAUUUGGAUCUUUUCGUUUUUCUCUUUCCUGAUCCCCUUUAUUGAGGUAAAUUUUUUCAGUCUUCAAAGUGGAAAUACGUGGGAAAACAAGACACUUUUGUGUGUCAGUACAAAUGAAUACUACACCGAACUGGGAAUGUAUUACCACCUGCUAGUACAGAUCCCAAUAUUCUUUUUCACUGUCAUAGUAAUGUUAAUCACAUACACCAAAAUCCUUCAGGCUCUUAACAUUCGAAUCGGCACAAGAUUUUCAACAGGGCAGAAGAAGAAAACAAGAAAGAAAAAGACAAUUUCUCUAACCACACAGCAUGAGACUACAGACAUGUCACAAAGCAGUGGUGGGAGAAAUGUGGUCUUUGGUGUAAGAACUUCAGUCUCUGUAAUAAUCGCCCUCCGGCGAGCCGUGAAACGACACCGUGAGCGACGGGAAAGGCAAAAAAGAGUCUUCAGGAUGUCUUUAUUGAUUAUUUCUACAUUUCUUCUCUGCUGGACACCCAUUUCUGUUUUAAAUACCACCAUUUUAUGUUUAGGCCCAAGUGACCUUUUAGUAAAAUUAAGGUUGUGUUUUCUAGUCAUGGCUUAUGGAACAACUAUAUUUCACCCUUUAUUAUAUGCAUUUACCAGACAAAAAUUUCAGAAGGUCUUGAAAAGUAAAAUGAAAAAGCGAGUUGUUUCCAUAGUGGAAGCUGAUCCUCUGCCUAAUAAUGCUGUAAUACACAAUUCUUGGAUAGAUCCUAAAAGAAACAAAAAAAUUACCUUUGAAGACAGUGAAAUAAGAGAAAAAUGUUUAGUACCUCAGGUUGUCACAGACUAGGGAAAAAUCUAAGUUUCAUUAAGCCCACAUUUAAAUUGUAAAAAAAAUGAAAUUACUGCCAAAUAUAAGAAAAAACAUUUUAAGUAUUGGUUAUGUUGUAAAUUUUUGAUGUAAAUGUCAAAAUUAGAUUAGGUCAUAUAUAUUCAAUUUCUUCAUUACAAUGUACUUGUUGCAUGGCAGUCUGUUAAAGUAAUAUUGUGUAUAUUUUGUCAAUAUUAUGUCCAUCAGAAGAUAUUCAUGUAAGUCAUAUUUUCUAAAUAAUAAAUACAUAGCCUUAAAACAGUGUAUAACUUUAAAAUGUAACUGA
Neogale vison (American mink) is the source of this 3135-nucleotide messenger RNA. It is a transcript of the gene GPR22, whose product is annotated as G protein-coupled receptor 22. Bases 1527 to 2828 code for a protein of 433 amino acids. NCBI's taxonomy places the organism in Eukaryota, Metazoa, Chordata, Mammalia, Carnivora, Mustelidae. Gene Ontology annotation, biological process: G protein-coupled receptor signaling pathway. Gene Ontology annotation, cellular component: membrane. The record is from RefSeq and is a predicted model, not a curated record. The transcript is spliced from 3 exons. Gene Ontology annotation, molecular function: G protein-coupled receptor activity; peptide binding.